UUCUGGUCAAAAUGGCGGCUUGUCACAUUCAUAAAAGCAGAAUCAGAUUCAGCGGCCUAAUUUUGCGUUAGAUUGUAAAAUAUUGCUCUGUGAAGGUAUAGAUUUUAUGCUCCCAAGUUCUGAGUGCACGGUAGAAGCAUGGCGGGGAGGCCCAAGAGUCGAGGGAGCCCGGCCCCCCCAGGUGUCAUGGCAUCGCCUUUCAAGGGCCACCUUGUCCUGAAAAGCAGUCCCUUUGCUCCUUCAACUAACAAGAUCACAGAGCAGUACAUGAUCCAGGACCACCUGAGUGUUCACUACAAGAAACUGUCAACUGCCAAACCUGCCAUUGACAACAGGGUGCCCGCCUCUAUGGUCAAAAGUGUCAAAUAUCGUGACCAGCAGCGACGUCUGAUGCUGGAGAAGGAGAUGAAGAAGUUCCAGCGGGAGCUGAAGUCCGCCCGCAGCGCCUCAAGGAUGAGCUCACGACCCAACACACCCAUGAAGGCACAGCACCCAGAACAGGAUCUGUCUGCGAGUGACCUUGACCUUCUGGAGAAUAUCCUGGAGGACAGGCACCGCUCCCCCAGCCACUACCGUAACCCCAACAUCGUCCCGUCUAACAUCCCCCCCCAGCCCAGGCCCAGGAGACCGCGCUCUGCUCAGCCACAGUACCCAGAAGACCUGGAGACGGCUGUAGACAUUGCCCAGGAGGUGGCGUCGCCUGCCCCCGCCCGCCCGCGCUCUGCGUACAGUGCCAGGAGCGCACGGAGCAGGACCGGCAGCGUUCCUAUGGCGACCACCCGCGGAACGACAAACGCGGCGGACCAGUCGAAAGUCAACCAGCUUCCCCGCAACACGCCUGACGGGGACAUCCUGAACACGCGGGCGCACAAGUUCCGCAGCCCGGACCGCCCCUUCACUCCCAGGACCCUGAACCGGACCGGGGUCCAGUCCCGACUGGCCCAGUCCAAGUGCUACAACGCGCCACGCAGGAAAAAGCCUCCCAAACCUGCGGAUAAUGAUGGGAGACAGAGUGUUGCGAGCGACCUGAACAUGAGUGAGCUAAGUUACACGGACGUCCCGCCUCAGCCUGCCCCGCGGGCCUCCAGACAGGAGGAACAGAGCCGGGUGCCUCCACUGGACAUCGAGAAGGAUGCUGACCAUGCCAGAUGGGUGGAGGAACAGGCGAAGAGAAUGGAGAGACUGACAGUGAAGGAGGACUCCUGGAGCACAGUGCCCCAGCCGGCUGAGAGGAGGAUGUCUGACACUAACAGGUCCAUGUACAGCACAAAGAAUAGGACCAAGUCUCAGACUAUGAAACAGAUAGAGGCAGAGGAGGAGGAGCUGAAGUACCUGGAGUUUGUAACAGACGUGACAAAUGACAUACUGGCGAGGGGAAUCUUUACCAACAAGGUCCUGCUGCAAGUGUUUGACAGUCAUGUCCAGAAGAGGAGAGGAGAAUUGAACGAGACUCGUAUGCACCAGAUGAUUGACAUCCUUCGAGAAGACUUGGGCAUUGCAGACGACUCCAAGGCCCCCGACACCCGCUACACCCUCCGCCCCAGGCCUGAUGAUGAUGAGGACACGCUAGGCGACCAGCCGGCCACCAUGGGGAGCGACACAUUCGGGCCCGAGGACGUCAGCAGGGAGUACGAGAACAUCCUGAACAAGCAGGCCACGGGCGGCGGCCUGGACGACACAGACACUCUCCCCAAAGCCGCUGAAGACGCUUCAGAAGUGAGGACAGAAAACGGACACGCUGAGGAAGACGACAGGCACGCCCCUGCUGGGUCUCCUCUCAGUCUGUCAGAAGAUGAAGACGACAGCAAAGGGUCAGAGGAUGAGGAUGGGAAGAAAGGAGAGGAUGAGAGGAAGGAGAGGAGAGACAGUACCAGCUCACCUACCCUGAGCUCAACGUCCACGUCUGAGAAGAGCCUCAGUGCAUCUAUGUCCUGAUGAAGGUUUUACUAACUUACUUACUGCCCUUAAUGCCAGUCCCGGCGGCAUGUAGGGCAGCAACAAAGGUUCUCAGUUCCCUCUGUCCUGCACUGUUCUCUGGAUGGUAUCCCAAGUGUGGCUGAAGCUCUUCAGGUUUUCAUCCAUCUCUAAUUUUUGUAAUUGUACAGGUAGAUUGACCUAGUGUGAACUGUGUCAGGACCAUUCCUAAAUUCUUCUGAACUAUGAGAGUUUUACAUUGUCAACAGUUUCUGUGAAUAACAUUCAGUCACAGUUUUGAAUUGACAGUGCUUCCAGAUACCUGCCUGCCUGCCUGCCUAGUCCCAUCCUCAUGUCUGAGGGUCGGGGACUAUGUUGGUAUCCAGUAUCAGCCUCCUCCACUCCCUCCUGUCCCUGGCCCUGUGUGAUCACUCAGCCAGUGGCAUUCCAGAUACAUUAAUAUGAAUUUUGACUUUCAUAUGGCAUAACAUUAAGCAACUGCUGCUGUAUCUUUCUAGCCUGGGUGCCAUCUGAUUUGUAACGGCAACGCCGAAAAAAUCGGAUGGCACCCAGGCUAGUAUCUUUCAGAAUCUAUUGUAUAAAAAUAGUCCCUCCCUGUUGUACUAUUGAUCAACUACUGUAUCACAAAUCUAAAUCAGGGUAAUGAUAUUGGUUGCUAUUGCAAGAUGACGUAACAUCGAUGUAGACCAAAGGGUUCUGUAACACCAAAUACAAUAUAUAGCUAUAAAUGUAAUACAUAGCUAAGUGUACCAAAGUGUAGAAAGUUAGGGCAAAAAGUUAGGUUAUCACAAGGUUUUGUUUACUCAUUUUACCUUGCUUUUGAUGAUGCAUUUUGGCAAUGUGUGGAAAGUACUAGUAUCUGCAUUAAGAACAUGUUAUUACCUUCACAUAGAAGGUUAUAGCUUUUUCAGCAAUGUGUAAAGUUUGAAAUUUUUACAAAGAAGAGAAAGAGCUGAUGUAAAUGCUAGCUAUGUUGAAAUAUUUCUGAGAGGAUGGAAAGCAGAGUCCUAUCAAAGCCUAACAGUAUCAUUUUGUAAAAUAGCUAUAAUAUACUGAAAUCUAUACUAAAACCUUUCAGAUGAACUUGUAGUUAUGGGAAAAGCCUCAAGGGGGAGCUUCUGCUUGAGAGCUCGAUAUUCAAAUAUGGGAUGAGCAUUAGAAAUGCUAUUUCUGUGAUCCGUCCAGAAUUUGAAUCUAUUCAAGUCUAGAAGUCCCUUUUGAGAUUAUGUGAAAAUAAUGAUAAUUGUUGAGAAGUAAUGCCCAGCUUGUGCCUACUUCAAAGAGCACCACAUCACGUGACAAUCAUUAUUAUAAAGAUCACAUGACACCAAUAACACUGAAACAAAAGCAAACAAUUUUACAUAAUUUUGUAUUGUUCUGGUUCGACUGCCAGGCUCAACAUAACGUCAUUCAAUUGGAUUAGCUGGCUGAUACCUAUUACGUUUGACCAUUUUCAGGAAUUGUUGUUUUCAGCACUUGUGUUAUUGGUGUCAUGUGGUCUUAAACUUUCAGCUAGUAGGGAACCUUUCUUUGUCAUUCCAAAAGUGUCUAAUAAGCUAUGGGAUAGGGUUGAUUCAACUUACUAGAUUCUUAAAAAAUUGAAAAUUCAGGUUUACUGCCCCAAAAUCACUUUGGGUGCCUUAUACUACUGUACAUUCUUACGUUGAAUAGUGAACAUGGCACACUUGUUAUUAAAAUCAAUCAGCUACGUG
Branchiostoma belcheri (Belcher's lancelet) is the source of this 3647-nucleotide messenger RNA. RefSeq names its product spermatogenesis-associated protein 7 homolog. The transcript has 13 exons. Gene Ontology annotation, cellular component: ciliary basal body; axoneme. Lineage: Eukaryota; Metazoa; Chordata; Leptocardii; Amphioxiformes; Branchiostomatidae. The record is from RefSeq and is a predicted model, not a curated record. Bases 139 to 1935 code for a protein of 598 amino acids. Gene Ontology annotation, biological process: microtubule cytoskeleton organization.